Pseudoliparis swirei is the source of this 3331-nucleotide messenger RNA. RefSeq names its product protein transport protein Sec23B. Gene Ontology annotation, biological process: endoplasmic reticulum to Golgi vesicle-mediated transport; COPII-coated vesicle budding; COPII-coated vesicle cargo loading. The record is from RefSeq and is a predicted model, not a curated record. Bases 152 to 2452 code for a protein of 766 amino acids. Lineage: Eukaryota; Metazoa; Chordata; Actinopteri; Perciformes; Liparidae. Gene Ontology annotation, molecular function: GTPase activator activity; zinc ion binding. Gene Ontology annotation, cellular component: endoplasmic reticulum exit site; COPII vesicle coat. The transcript is spliced from 19 exons.
CGCUAGAGCCGGCCGGCAGGGAGUGAUCCCCUCACUGUCCUGACCCUCCGUCUGCUUUUAUCUCCAAAUGCUGUAACUUCCUUACUCCACACAACCGACUCCUUUCUGCUCGUGUCCAGACGUGAGGUCUACCUGAUAUCCAAGCUCAGCGAUGACGUCCUACCAGGAGUUCAUCCAACAGAACGAGGACCGGGACGGGGUGAGAUUCAGCUGGAACCUCUGGCCCUCCAGCCGCCUGGAAGCCACCAGGCUCGUGGUCCCGGUCUCCUGUCUCUUCACACCACUCAAGGAGAGGCCUGAUCUUCCACCGGUCCAGUACGAACCAGUUCUGUGCAGCCGGGCCACCUGUAAGGCGGUGCUCAACCCACUCUGUCAAGUUGACUUCAGAGCAAAAAUAUGGGCGUGCAACUUCUGCUUUCAAAGAAACCCUUUCCCUCCAUCGUAUGCAGGCAUAUCUGAUGUGAACCAGCCAGCGGAACUCAUGCCGCAGUUUUCUACCAUUGAGUACAUAGUACAGCGCGGACCCACCGCCCCUCUGAUCUUCCUUUACGUUGUGGACACGUGUUUGGAAGAAGAGGACCUGCAGGCCCUGAAGGAGUCCCUUCAGAUGUCUCUCAGCCUGCUGCCGCCCAACGCCCUGGUCGGCCUCAUCACUUUCGGACGCAUGGUUCAGGUCCAUGAGCUCAGCUGUGAGGGGAUCGCCAAGAGCUACGUGUUCAGGGGCACCAAGGACCUCACCUCCAAGCAAAUCCAGGAGAUGCUGGGUUUAGUAAAGCCGGCAGCAUCGGUACAACAAGGCCGCCCUCCGGCACCUCAGGAUGCUGCAGCUACUUGCAGGUUCCUGCAGCCCGUGCACAGAGUCGACAUGAAUCUGACUGACUUGCUCGGUGAGCUUCAGAGAGACCCGUGGCCCGUCCCUCAGGGCAAACGGACACUCCGCUCCACCGGCGUGGCCCUGACCGUCGCCGUCGGCCUGCUGGAGGGGACAUAUCCCAACACGGGGGCUCGCGUGAUGCUGUUCAUCGGAGGGCCCCCCACCCAGGGCCCGGGCAUGGUGGUGGGAGACGAGCUGAAAACCCCCAUCCGGUCCUGGCAUGACAUCCAGAAGGACAACGCUCGCCAUCUGAAGAAAGCCACCAAGUACUACGAAGCCAUGGCCAACCGCUCGUCAGCCAACGGCCACUGUAUCGACAUCUACGCCUGCGCCAUGGACCAGUCGGGGCUGCUGGAGAUGAAGUGCUUGUCUAAUUUCACCGGGGGCCACAUUGUGAUGGGAGACUCCUUCAACACCUCCCUGUUCAAGCAGACCUUCCAGAGAGUCUUCAGCAAAGACUACAACGGAGACUUCCGCAUGGCCUUCGGCGGCUCCCUGGAAGUGAAGACAUCGAGGGAGGUGAAGGUUUGCGGCGCCAUCGGACCGUGUGUUUCACUCGGCUCCAAGGGCUCUUGCGUUUCAGAGAAUGAGAUGGGCAUCGGUGGCACGAGCCAGUGGAAAUUGUGCGGACUCAACCCCUCCACCACUUUGGCCCUUUAUUUUGAAGUGGUGAAUCAGCACAACGCACCAGUGCCCCAAGGUGGCCGCGGGGCGAUCCAGUUUGUUACCCAGUACCAGCACUCCAACAUGCAGAGGAGGAUACGGGUCACGACCGUCGCCCGCAACUGGGCGGACGCACAGUCCCAGAUUCAGCACAUCGAGUCCUCGUUCGACCAGGAAGCGGCCGCCGUGCUCAUGGCUCGCCUGGGCGUCUUCAGGGUGGAGUCGGAGGAGGGGCCGGACGUCCUGCGCUGGCUCGACAGGCAGCUCAUCCGCCUGUGUCAAAAGUUUGGCCAGUUCAACAAAGAGGAUCCUACGUCCUUCAAACUGUCGGAGUCUCUGUCCCUCUACCCCCAGUUCAUGUUCCACCUGCGGCGGUCGCCCUUCCUGCAGGUGUUCAACAACAGCCCCGACGAGUCGUCCUACUACAGGCACCACUUUGUCAGGCAGGACCUGACCCAGUCGCUCAUCAUGAUGCAGCCCAUGCUCUACUCGUACUCCUUCCACGGCGCACCAGAGCCCGUCCUCCUGGACAGCAGCAGCAUCCUGCCGGAUCGAAUCCUGCUCAUGGACAGCUUCUUCCAGCUGGUUAUCUUCCACGGAGAGACCAUAGCCCAGUGGCGUAAGGCCGGCUACCAGGAAAUGGCAGAGUAUGAGAAUUUCAAGCAGCUGCUGCUGGCGCCGCUGGAUGACGCCCAGGAGAUCCUGCAGACGCGCUUCCCCUUGCCGCGCUACGUCGAAACGGAGCACGGGGGCUCCCAGGCGCGCUUCCUGCUCUCCAAGGUCAACCCGUCGCAGACCCACAACAACCUCUACGCCUGGGGACAGGAGACCGGCGCCCCGAUCCUCACCGACGACGUCAGCCUGCAGGUCUUCAUGGACCACCUGAAGAAGCUGGCGGUUUCCAGCUCCACGUAGACGUCUCAACCCCGCCCCCCCUCGACGUGAUCACACGUUCCCGUUAUGACACGACGGGAUGCAUUCACAUUUAUUUCUCCUGUUUUUGAUGUUGUAAAGGAUCCAGAGAGGCCGCUGUAUGUGCUCGCUCGCGUCCUUUCUGGAGCCACGUGUCACAUAUCCACGCCAACUUGUUAUUUAUGAGAAUUGACUCCAGUUCUCCACACGGUCCUCACAUAAGCAAUAUUAAACCCGUUGUUCCUCUUUUAUAUUUGAUAUUACCGCUGACGUACGGAAUGAUUUAGGGUAAUAUUAAUUUCUUUUUGUUUUGUUUUUGUCUUGCAAAUAUGUUCAAAUUGGUGAACGGUGCUGUUAAAUAGGCGCGUGUGUGUGUUUCCGCUUUGUCUAUAGCUGAAGAUGAUAUGCGUCGGACAUAUUCUCAUUAAUAAAUUGUGAUGGUACCUUCUCAACGCCGAGGACAUGUUCACAGGGCUCUUCACGCUCGUUAAUCACAGUUUAUUUGACGUAUAGAUUUUUAAAAAAUCCUAGAUGGAUUAUAUACACCUGUGUUUUCCAAGAAAAUUCCCUCCUGAUUUUAAUGUUCUGAGGAAUUUGAAGUCAAAUCACGUCAAACUCGAAAAGAGGCCGACUGUGUUUUCUUUCUUUUCAAUGACGAACGUUGAGAUUUAUUUUUAACUUUUUAAGGCACUCGAUAUCGUAUUAGUCCUCGUCGACCAUCUGGAUGAUUUGCCUCUCGGUGUCUUUGUAAUCCAAACUUCACUAAACUGUAAAUCUUGUAAAUCUGUAUGCGGGGGGGGGGGGUCGCUUGUCUGAUUUCCCCCCCCACCCUGUCUGGAUUCCUCCCGAUAUCCAUAUAAAGCCCCGUCGGCAGGAAAACCC